Molecule: messenger RNA, 2889 nt
Organism: Melanotaenia boesemani (Boeseman's rainbowfish)
Lineage: Eukaryota; Metazoa; Chordata; Actinopteri; Atheriniformes; Melanotaeniidae
Product: G-protein coupled receptor 26-like
Exons: 3
Coding region: 448-1497 (349 amino acids)
Biological process (GO): adenylate cyclase-activating G protein-coupled receptor signaling pathway
Cellular component (GO): membrane
Molecular function (GO): G protein-coupled receptor activity
Source: RefSeq, a predicted model, not a curated record
UGCGCCCGUGUAGUUAAGACUGACAGGAAACACAUUGAGCUUUAGGUAGCUGGAAGCUUUAAGUGGUUUGCUUUUACGUAUUUUUCCAAAGCUGUCCAUCAUAGUGCGCAAUUGCGCAGCAAGGAACCCUUGAGCUGUGAUACCAGUGUCAUGACCAGGGGGAAAAAAACUACCGCAGCGCCUCAAGAAAACAAGCCUGCUGUGACACCAUUCCAGGAAACUGACUUCCAGAUUCCCUCACGUAAUCAGAACAACGAUCUGUAAUUAAUCAACGGUCAAACCUUCUACGCUUUUUGGAGGAUCGAUUCGUUUGUUGGGAUUUGGAUCCUGGAGGGGGGUAAGCAUGAUUUGGACUCAAAACUCGUUGUGACUGCAACUCACGAUGGCAGUUUGCAACAGAACUGUGGAUGCUGUAUCUACAAGUCUGGAUAUUUAACAAGGGACAUCAUGGACGCAGCGGACAUAGUUGCUUCUGCGUUGAUUUUGGGUAUUAUUGUUGUAUCGCUGCUGUCCAACGUCGUAGUGCUGAUCUGCUUUAUGUACAACCCGGAGAUCCGCAAACAGGUACCCGGUCUUUUUAUUCUAAACUUGACGUUUUGCAACUUGUUGCUAAGCGUAUCCAACAUGCCACUAACUUUGGCCGGGCUUAUCACCAACGGGCAUCCUGGAGGCAGCGUUCUCUGUCAAAUUGUGGGUUUCCUUGACACUUUUCUCACCACAAAUUCCAUGCUAAGCAUGGCAGCUCUCAGCAUCGAUAGAUGGGUGGCGGUUGUCUUCCCGCUGAGCUACCACUCAAGAAUACGGCACCGGGAUGCGGUGUUGGCGCUUGGAUACACGUGGAUACACUCACUUUGCUUUUCCACUGUGGCCACCUGGCGCUCCUGGGUCGGCUAUCAUCACCUAUACGCAUCCUGCACUGUUUGCAACGUAAGGGCAAAGGGAGCUGGGACGCAGUUCAUCGUUUUCACCGUGGCUUUGCAUUCUCUCACAUUCCUCCUCACACUGGUUGUGAUGUGUGUAACGUACCUAAAAGUGCUCAAAGUUGCCAGGUUUCACUGUAAACGCAUCGACGUGAUCACAAUGCAAACACUGGUGCUCCUUGUGGAUAUUCAUCCCAGUGUACGCCAGAAAUGUUUGGAUGAGCAGAAGCGGAGGAGGCAGAGGGCCACCAAGAAGAUCAGUACAUUCAUCGGCACAUUUCUGGUGUGUUUCACACCUUAUGUCAUCACUAGAAUUGUAGAGCUCUUCUCUCCAGGGCCAAUAAGCCCUCACUGGUGUGUCCUAUCCAAAUGUUUGGCAUACAGCAAGGCAGCAAGCGACCCGUUUGUCUACUCUCUGCUGCGUCACCAGUACAGGAAGACCUGCAGCCUUCUGGCCAACAAAGUCCUCAAGAGGAGUCCACUCAACUCUUCUUCUCUUAGGACAGAGAGCAAUGCAAGGGUGUGUGCAAACAACUCUAACGCAACCAACAGCACUAAACCACCAACUGACAAAUAGCUCGGGCAAUAAAGUCUGUCAGGUUCAAAGAACAUUAGGGCAUUUUAGACGUCUUGGGUGUGACAUCUUACUCUGAGGUUCAUGAAAAGGUCAAAAACAACUAUGUGUUAAUGUGUUUCUUCAUAGUGUCUAAUAUUGCAAGGCUUUCUGAUACACUUAGCUGAAUACUCAACUGCUCCUGCCAAGGGCAUAACAUCUGAAAAUAGGUCACAAAUAAACACUUUGCAUUGUAAAGGCUGAAUAAUCUCCUCAAACAGCUGCUUUAUGCAGUAUUUUUCAAAUGUGCCUAAAUGAAGAAGCACAUUUAAGGAUGACUACUUUCAGUAGCAAGAAAUAAACCCACAAUGCUUGUGCUCAUGGUAAUGAUGGAGUAUGGCUACAUCACAUAUCAUGAUUUUUGAUACUUGUUGUUGAUCAGUUGAUUGAAAAAUAUACUAUAUCAGUAGCCUUAUCCUUGAAAGAAGAGUAGAACAGCUACAUUUGCAGGUUGUGUGUACAGAUCUUAAUGGCAUUAAUGUAUGAUGGUUUUGUAGCAUACUUCUAAAUCUUUGACAAAUUGACUGUCUAGUAUAAAAUGCAGCAGUUAUCAGUUUGUUAAUUUUGGUAUUAAAGGCACAAACUGCAGGGCGCAUUUGUCACCGAAUCGCCAAAAGGUCAGAACACAAAAGUUAACUGUCAGAUGUAUUUUUAUACCUCAAGCUGGUAUAUUUAUAAUAAUAUGAUUAAAAAAAAAAAAAAAACGGAUUAGUCCUUUUAAAUGUAAAAUGUGCCACACUGCACCCAAAAUGGGAUGGCUGCUUUCUCUGAUCAAAGUUAAAGUAUAAUAUCUGACCUCAGUGACAUUUAUUGAGCUGGGGAACAUACUGUACAUGUUCGUGAAGUUAUUUAAAACAGAUUAUCAUUUUGAUUUGAGUGCACCGCUGGUAUCGCGCAUCACACUGAUGGUUUUUAUUUAAAUUGCUGUACUGUAUAUUGUAACUGUGAGGUCUAAGUUAUUAAGUGCCUUUUAGACUAUGAACUCUGGUUCAUAAAACUGCUCCUUCUAUCAUAUUCACAGUAUUUUGUGCAAUGGAAAAAUGUGAAGAUAAAACAAAUUUGUUUUCAGUGUCAUAUUUUGUAAUGCCAACUUGUUGUUUUGUUUAAUCAGACCCAAAUGGGUGAAAUAUUAUUUGAAUGUGGUAGCAACUAUUCAGUAAUGUGUAAUUAACAUUCCAGCUCAUGUCAUAUGAGGGGUGGUGUAACAUCCGCCUUGUAAAAAUUUGUCAUUUUGACAACACUGGGAAACCAGGAGGUUGUGAUUAAACUUUACUGUGACAGUAUGAAACCUUUAAAAGGCAGAAAAUCUAUUUAUUUUUGUCUAAAUGUGUCUGAUUUAAUACAUUUGUGAUGAAA